CGAUUCAAGAGGUCUCCUCUCCCCCGUGGAUUUGAGAGCGAGCGAUAGCGACAAGAGGAGAGAGAGAGAGACAGAGAGGGAGAGAGGAGAGAGAAAUGGAGGUGGGUUUCGAUCUCGAAGACUCUUCUCCGCGAUCCUUCUCCUGCUACACAGAUCUCUUCGUUCCCGAUGGUUGAUGGUUUGGCGUCAAGGGAAUCUCUCUUCCAGCUUACACCUAUUUGUCUUUCAUCAAUCCAAGUGCAAAAAGGAAAUGCUUCUAUCCUAAACUGCCACUCCUUCCACAAUCAGAAUGUGGAACUUUGCAUCAAAUGCCAUUGCGGGAAGCUUAGGGAAAAAGCUGAUUUCAAAAAAGUGCUGCACUGCUAACCCCGACUGCUCCGACGAUGACUGUUCUUCGUGUGCCAGCCGAGAAGAAGGCCUCGAAUGCCCAAUAUGCUGGGAAUCCUUUAACAUUGUCGAGAACGUGCCGUAUGUCUUAUGGUGUGGCCACACCAUGUGCAAGAAUUGCAUCUUAGGGCUUCAAUGGGCUGUAAUCAAGUUCCCGACAGUACCCCUCCAGCUUCCUUUCUUCAUUUCCUGCCCAUGGUGCAACAUCUUGUCGUUCCGCUUUGUUUACAAAGGCAAUCUAACCUUCCCUCGCAAGAACUACUUCCUUCUCUGGAUGGUCGAGGGGAUGAAUGGCGAGCGGGCAAAAUCCCAGCCAUCGAUUCGCGGCGACCACCAUCCCGCGUGGCCUUCUAAUGCCCGUACGACCCUUGGAAGCACUGGGUACUUCAAUCAAGCCCAAAGAGCUUCACAUGCAGGAACCUCCGACUCCAACGGACGCCGUGUGGACCUCGUCGGAAAUCUCUUCAACGGAGAGAGGAUUCAAGCUUCCUUUCGCAAGUCGCUGGCGUUCUUAGUUCACUUGACCGCGAAGUUCCCGCUUGUAAUCAUCUUCCUCCUCAUAGUCUUAUAUGCAAUUCCCGCGAGUGCUGCAGUUCUAGUCUUGUACAUCCUAGUGACCGUCCUGUUCGCUUUGCCGUCCUUUCUAAUAUUAUAUUUCGCAUAUCCUAGCCUUGAUUGGCUUGUUAGAGAGAUUUUCACAUAGAGUUUUCCUUUCCAAGGAAAGGCAAAUUUGGUAAUAUUAGGCGCAUUUUAUGUGUGCAUGGAUGAUGUAAGUGAGAUAUGCAUUAUUAUUCAUGCUAGUUUGUAAUGUGGAGCUUUGUGUUUUGGUUCUUUACUGGUUGACUUUAUCUUCAUUAUUGGUUUAAUUGGAGUUUAGUGUUUUAUUAA
Messenger RNA from Ananas comosus (pineapple), 1275 nucleotides. RefSeq lists its product as uncharacterized. The record is from RefSeq and is a predicted model, not a curated record. The transcript has 2 exons. The coding region runs from base 290 to 1090 and encodes 266 amino acids. Lineage: Eukaryota; Viridiplantae; Streptophyta; Magnoliopsida; Poales; Bromeliaceae.